This is a messenger RNA of Rhagoletis pomonella (apple maggot), 2684 nucleotides long. RefSeq names its product SOX domain-containing protein dichaete. The transcript has a single exon. NCBI's taxonomy places the organism in Eukaryota, Metazoa, Arthropoda, Insecta, Diptera, Tephritidae. The record is from RefSeq and is a predicted model, not a curated record. Bases 589 to 1821 code for a protein of 410 amino acids. Gene Ontology annotation, molecular function: RNA polymerase II cis-regulatory region sequence-specific DNA binding; DNA-binding transcription factor activity, RNA polymerase II-specific. Gene Ontology annotation, biological process: anatomical structure morphogenesis; positive regulation of transcription by RNA polymerase II; cell differentiation.
UUGACGUGGGCACAACACAAGAAACGUAGCGUAAUAGCGCACUGUAAAUGGUCUGAGAGCAGAUAAUAAAUUGAAAGCACCUCAAUAAAAGAAGAAAGAGCGAGCGAGUGAGAGGCGUACAAUUAUUGGGCUUGUACCUUGUUAAAGUUGGCAUUGUUCCAUUCGGGGCGGAAUUGUGCGGAAGAAGUGAAAACUGAAUAUUUUUGAGUUUGUAGACGGUCGGUGAUUGUUGUGCAGAGAAAUCAGUCUGUACGAAGCUGUUGAAGUGAACAGAAGCAUGAAUAGUUGAAUUGCUGGCAGGCUAAACGAAAAAAAAUAAAUAAAUAAAAAAGUGAAGAAUGAAUAUUUAAAAAUGAAAUGAAUAAUAAGAGAAUUUCACUGAGAAGAAUAAAGCGAAAACUAAUAUACUCUAAAAAACAAGAAACAGUUCGAAAAGAAAACAGUAAAUGUGCAUUGUGAACAGCUAAUUGAAUUUCUAGUGCAAGCAUUUGACAAAAACAGUGGAAAAUAGACUAAGGAAACAGUUUAAUUGAAACAUCUUGAGUGAAUUUUCGCGGAUCAAUUAAAUUGAAGACUUAAAACAUUAUAAUGACGGCAUUAUCCUCGCAUCCCAAUUAUGGAUUCCAUCUUAGCCAGGGUUUAGAUAUACCCACACCUGGUGAUUAUGCUCCCCAAAACACACUCAGUCCUACAGACAUGGAUAUAAAGCGUGUAAUGCACUUUUCGCAAUCUGGUGGAUUAGCGGCUAUCUCCGCCGCAAUGGGUGGCUCACCCGUAGGUGGUCACGCAGCCAGCAACGGCAACUCCAUUAUGGGCACGGCCAGCAUGGGCCACAUUGGCAGCGGUGGUCACCUUAAUAACGGUUUGCACCAUUUGUCCGCAAGCAAUCACAUGCAAACUGCCGUCGGACACCAAACUCUCUCACCAAACUCCUCCAUUGGAUCUGCAGGCAGCAUGGGCAGUCAGGGUUCGAUAGGCUCGUUGGGACAUGGCCAGAGCGUUAAUGCCGGCGGUAGCAGCAAUGGCGGCAGUAGUCUACACCAUCAUCCCACAUCACCGGGACAAGAAGGCCACAUCAAACGGCCAAUGAAUGCCUUCAUGGUUUGGUCUCGUCUACAACGACGACAAAUCGCCAAGGAUAACCCAAAAAUGCACAACUCGGAAAUUUCAAAACGUCUUGGUGCCGAGUGGAAGUUGCUCGCUGAGUCUGAGAAGCGACCCUUCAUCGACGAGGCCAAGCGUCUGCGCGCCUUACACAUGAAAGAACACCCAGAUUACAAAUAUCGCCCACGCCGCAAACCAAAGAAUCCACUCUCUGGCGGACCGCAAGCUCUGCAGAUGCAAGCCGCGCAAGGGCAACAGAAAUUGGGUGGCGGUGCAUGCCCCGCUGGUGCUGGUGCCUACAAUCCAUUUCAUCAACUGCCACCAUAUUUCGCACCUUCGCAUCACCUGGAUCAGCCCUACCCAGUGCCGUACUUCGGAGGCUUCGAUCCGCUGGCGCUAUCCAAAUUGCAUCAAACACAGGCUGCCGCCGCUGCAGCAGCCACAAAUCAAUCACACAAUGUACUUGAGGCCCAAAAGGCCCCACAGCUGCCGCCCACGACGCUGAGCAGUUUCUACUCGGGCAUAUAUUCUGGCAUAUCAGCGCCUUCCUUGUACGCCGCACACUCCGCCAACGCCGCAGCGGCGGGACUCUACAACUCAUCGUCGACAUCAUCCCCAGGCUCCUCUCCCGGCACCAUCACGCCAAACGGUAUGGACACUUCGGUAUCAUCGGCGAUGGAUAACGCGCUUAGGCGACCGGUGCCGGUACUGUAUUAAAAUAAAAGCAAAAAUAAUUUGUAGUUUUUAGUAUAGAAGUACAAUUGGCGUUUUGAUCGCUUUGUUAAAAUUUAAAUGAAGAACCAUUACCUCGAGUGGCCCAAUAGUUGAUUAACGUACAUAUGUAGAUAUGUGUGCAUCGAUGUGGAUGUAAGUCAAUUCAUAACUGUAUAAACCCAUUACCGACUACAUACGUACGUACCCGUAUGUAUGCAAUGCAUGUACGUAUUAUGAGUGUACACAAGAUUCCUUUAUCAAGUUAUCGUGUGAUUUUAAAUUAUAUACAAGAAAAUUAGAAUAUUAAUUAUUAAUUAAUACAAUUUUUAUGAUAGCAUAAUUAAAGUAAGAGGCAUUAAUACAAAUCUUAUUUAUGUAUGUAUGCAUCAGUUCAUGAAAUGCAUAUAAGUGUGCACAUAUGUUCGUUGGCUGAAGUGUACUAACAUACCAAAAUUGUUGAUAAUUUUAAUGUAUUGAAGAAACGAGUGGCAAGCGAAAGUAAUUUGUCGUAAUUUUACGCAUAUGUAUUAAGUUAUUGGUUAAUAAAUUCAUUAACUUUAAAAACUCAUUAUUAAUCUAAACAUUUCCAUAAUUGUUGCUUGUUUUGUUUCCAAACUCACUAUGCAUUGGGGCGGUUAGAAAAAUGCUUUGUGAAAUAACAUUUAAAUUUAGACUUUCAAUCUACGUAUACAUCUUAUGAUUUGCAUAACAUUUAACAUUUAAUUUUAUCAAACUUACUUAGUGUUAUGUAAAAUAUUGUAAAUAUUAACUGUUGAAGUGAUUGCCGUGGUCAUUGUACUACAUGUAUGUAUGUAUGUAUGUAUGAGUUGAGUUAAAUAUACAUACAUACAUAUGUAUUUAUUCAA